Molecule: messenger RNA, 5177 nt
Organism: Notechis scutatus (mainland tiger snake)
Lineage: Eukaryota; Metazoa; Chordata; Lepidosauria; Squamata; Elapidae
Gene: CSNK1G2
Product: casein kinase 1 gamma 2
Biological process (GO): protein phosphorylation
Molecular function (GO): protein serine/threonine kinase activity; ATP binding
Source: RefSeq, a predicted model, not a curated record
CUUAGAGAGAAGGGGGCGAGAGUCUCCUAAGCUCCAGAAGCGGAGCUCGCUAUUCACCGAAGCGGUUUGCGCCGCCGCCGUGACGUCAAUGCCAUAGGGCGCCCGUGGGCUUUACGCCGCUAGCGCAAAGGCGUUGCUCUUUGCCUGCUGGGGAGGAGAGGGACAGAAAGAGGCUUAAAGAGACAACAGCGAGCCAUGGAGGGUCUGGAGGGGAAACGACCUUUGGGUCCCCACCCUUGAAGAGCCCGGACGGGGGAAAAGAAGCUCAGGUCUUUCUAGAUCUGAAAUUGAAAGCGUGUGAAAUCCUUUGCCAAAGGAACUACAGACCAGGAAAUACACAAGGUUCCCCUCACCCCCGCUUUCUCUGCAAAGAAUGCUAAAGCUUGAAAACGAAGAAUCGCCCUGGAAAGUCUGCUUUUGCGCCAUGUCGUCUUCACCAAGGAGCAUCCGACAGGAGGUGCUGCUGACUGGAGUCCUGGCGGACCAGGCCAGAGGACAGCCGUUCCACUAGCCCAGCACAUGUGGGUGGAGACGUCUCCUCUCACACCCUCCCCUCCUACAUCUCCGGCAUCCGCGAUGGUUUAUUAACCAAGAAGAGCCCUGCUUUUUUAAUUCCUCCUCCGUCUUUUCUCCCCUUCCCCCUCCCCUCCCCCGACCCCCCCCCUCCCAGCCACUCCUCAAGUUUUGGCCGUGUUGGGAUUUGUAUGGCAGUGGUGUAACCGUGGAGAGGCCAGGGUAUCACAAACUUAUGGAUUUUGAUAAGAGAGGAGGGAAAGGGGAAAACGAGGAGAGUAGAAGAAUGUCUAAAACGGGUGGAAGCCGAAGCACUCAUGGGAGCCGGACAGCAGGGACCAACUCCGGAGUCUUAAUGGUGGGGCCGAAUUUUCGCGUUGGGAAGAAGAUUGGAUGCGGCAACUUUGGGGAACUUCGGCUAGGGAAGAACCUCUACACAAAUGAAUAUGUAGCAAUCAAGUUGGAACCUAUCAAAUCCAGAGCUCCUCAGCUGCAUUUGGAAUACCGAUUCUAUAAACAGCUUGGCAAUUCAGAAGGAAUCCCUCAGGUCUACUACUUUGGGCCAUGUGGAAAGUACAACGCCAUGGUCUUGGAGCUGCUGGGCCCAAGCCUAGAAGACCUCUUUGACUUGUGUGACCGGACAUUCACUCUCAAGACCGUUCUUAUGAUUGCCAUCCAACUGAUUACAAGGAUGGAGUACGUUCACACGAAAAGCUUGAUCUACAGAGAUGUAAAGCCAGAAAACUUCCUGGUGGGAAGGCCCGGAAGCAAGCGCCAACACACCAUCCACAUAAUUGACUUUGGCUUGGCCAAGGAGUACAUUGACCCAGAGACCAAAAAACAUAUCCCCUACCGAGAGCACAAGAGUCUGACGGGGACGGCGCGGUACAUGAGCAUCAAUACUCACCUGGGGAAAGAACAAAGCCGAAGAGAUGACCUGGAAGCACUUGGUCACAUGUUCAUGUACUUCCUCCGGGGAAGUCUGCCAUGGCAAGGCCUCAAGGCGGACACCCUGAAAGAGCGGUACCAGAAGAUUGGCGAUACCAAGAGAGCCACACCUGUUGAAGUGCUAUGUGAAAACUUCCCCGAGGAGAUGGCCACAUAUCUCCGCUACGUGCGACGUCUGGACUUCUUUGAAAAGCCAGAUUAUGACUAUCUACGGAAACUUUUCACUGACCUGUUUGACCGGAAUGGCUACGUCUUUGAUUAUGAAUAUGACUGGGCUGGGAAACCUUUACCAACACCUAUUGGCACAAUCCAGAGUGACGUACAAGUCCAGCCUCCAAACAGGGAGAAAGCACAGCAGUACAUCAAACAGCAGGUCAUGAGUUCUACCAAUGGGGAGUUGAACACGGAUGACCCCACUGCCGGCCACUCAAACGCCCCCAUCACCGCACCUGCCGAGGUUGAGGUGGUAGACGACACAAAGUGCUGCUGUUUCUUUAAGAGGAGGAAGAGGAAAACAAUCCAGCGCCACAAGUGAAAUAUUCCUAUUGGUCGAAGCCAGGAUCCUCUCGGGACUGCGUUUCCCCCACUCUCCUCUUGACUUCCUGGCUGAGGAUAAUGGAUCUUGAUGGAAUAGGAGGGGGCACUGUUUCCCCCACCUGCUCUCCCACUCCAGUUUUAUUGGUGGGUAGGGACAUAGGCGGCUUUGACUGUCCUAGCUGGCACCUGGGGGGGUAGGGGCUUCCCCCGGUCCAUUUUUUUUCCUUUUCCCUUAUUCCCAGGAGAUGCAAAUGGAGGGUUAGGGCAGGCACUGGCAGAAAAAGCACGUUGGACUUCUUGCUCAAAUAUCCUCCCUCUUCCUCCUGGUCCACAGAGAGAGAAAAAACAGCAUUAAUAUUUAUGCAGCAAUUCUCCUUCCCUUCCAUUUGUCAGUUUAUUUGUCCUCCACCCCUCUUUGGAGCUCCUCAAAUAAGCUUUUGGAACAAAACAAAACAAAAAAACAGAAAAUGGGAAUCAAUUCUACUUGUUUACCUUUAGAAGAAGCAAAGUGAUGAUUCUGAGAACAGCCCUGCACGUAUUUCUUCUUCUUUUUCUCUGUUGUUUGCUUCAGUCUCUCUUAAGUUAAUUUAAAAAUGGCGAUCUUUGGCCUUCAUGCCACAGCAUCUCUCUCACCCCUACGCCUUUCCUGUCAUAGCGAUGCAAAUGAUUUUGCUUAUUAUUUUUUUUGUUCUGCUUUGAGUUUUAAAGAUGUCCCCUUGUUCCCGCCCCCCAUGUCUCCUUGGUUUCCUUCCCCCCCUCCCACCCCGUUUAUUUUCCCCAGCCCUGCCAAAUUACUCUUUGGUGACAUCCUUUAGGGAAGUGUUGUCCCCAUACCCCAAAUAACAUGAGAGGCAAAAAUAAUUGUAUCGUGCAGGGGGAGAGGGAGGCUGGGGAAUAAUUCACACACUUCCUCAUUUCUCAGUGCACUUUUUUUUGUAGCAAUACCAGCAACAUCUGUGUCUUGAAAAUGAUCCAAUUUUAGAUAUUUUUUUAAAAUGUUAAUUAAGUUCUACCCACUCCCAGGUGGGAGAGAAUUAAAGGGCAAAAGUCUUGGAUCUCAGGAACGGCAGCCUGCCAAACAUAAACCCCAAAGCCAACGUCCAUUGUUAUAGAGAACUGUGGAGACGAAGGGGACCUUUUCAUGACCAAAGUGAAACCGACAUGGACAGGAUCACUAGGUGAGAUCGUUCCAUAUGGUGGCCCUCACAGCACCUGGGUACUUGCCAAUUUCAUUUGAAAUUAAAUAGGUGGAAGCAAACUUCCAUUUGGGUGGAGAGAAGGAGGCCCACUGAUGAAGCGUUGUGCAAGGACAAUCCACUCUUUGUUGUUUUGGUCUGUUCUUUCUCAAAAACCCAAACAGCUGUCUGUAUUUGCAGCUUCCCAUUUGGGUGAUGGCUUGCAAUCGGCUCCUGCAGAACCACCGAUAUAGGACUGUUUUAUUAGUACGGAAAUGAGCAAAAGGCUUUGCAGGCCUGUUACGAAAAACAUCGAAGCCAUGCCAAAAAUCUACCUUGCCAGGGAAGGGAGAUGGCUUUAGAAUGAGGCCCGCGUAUGGUCUGGCUUUUAUCCCUUUGUAUUCCACAUCACUAGCUUACACGUCUACCCCGGCCAUAGACAAAGUGGUGCCUGGGUACGCUGCGGCCCAUAUGCCUGGAUUGAACGUACACGCUUCUCCCUUCCAGUUGACCAAGUCAAAAACGAAACAGCUGGUCUGCGGCCAUCAAAGCUACACCUGUCUGAGCUGCUUCAUAGCAUUGUGACAAUAGCAGUGCAGCUUCGUUACUUCUUUAGAUAUAUUUUUAUACCAAGGGAUGAGACAAUUGGCCCUGUGUUGCUCCAAAAUAUUCUGUCUUUCACUCCGUGUGGUAAUUACAGCACUUGGAAUGUCGGGAUGUGGCCUGCUGGGGAAAUGGUGGCAGGGUUAGUACUGGGGGUGGGGGUGGGGGAAUAUAUACUUUGGUCUCUGCUAAACUAAAGAGCAUUCUUGGAUGAGUGGGUUACUGCUACAGACCAAAGGAGUGCAACUUUAAAAAUUCGCCACACACCUCAUCAUUAGUGCUAAAUCAUAUCUAUUGGACUUCAUUCACCCCCUCCUAAUUAUGAGAGGGUUACUGCCUCCUCACCUUAUAGCCUUGAAGAUGUUCACUUUCUAGAACUAGAUUUAAACCUCCCCCCCACCUCCCACCCCAAUUUGGGUUUUAAGAUUUGAACCCCUUCCUUUCGGGGUUGCGUAAUCGAUAGCAAUCCUGCAGAUGACUGAAAGGAAUGGAGUGGGUGCGGAACCUCCCAGCCCAACCGUUUAUUGCGAAAGCUGGCACUUAAUUCUUUGUGCUUUUUUUCAAGGUGGAUAUGAAUUUCUUUGCCCUAUUUGAAUGAAUGUUUUUGUGGCCAUUUGAAAUAGAUUUUAAAAAAAAGGAAAGCAGGGACUUAAACUCAGAACAUGAUCUCACUUUAUUGAUCUUAGUUUAUAAACUUUGUUAACAAGCAGUGCCUCUGCCAUGCUAGAAUCACAAGAAUACAGGAGGUCCUAGGGAAAAUUCUUGAUUUGGGCAACUUCCAUUAAAAUAGGAUUGCUUAGAUAUGUGCAGCGUUUGAGUUUGAUUCCCAAACAAUGCAAAGAGAAAAACAGAAUACAGCCUUAAGCAUUGUGCUGGAAAAAAAAUUAUAUAGUUCCAAUCCCAGGAAGGUGUAAAAGAAAUUUUUAAAAAAUUAAAAUGUUUAUGUAGAGUGCAUGAGUGUGCUUGGACUACCAGUUGCAAUGUGGAUUAUUCAUUUUUUUCUUUUUUUUUUCUUUUUGAAUGUGACAAAGUUUUAAGGGACAACUCAAAUGAUAGAAAACAAAAAAAAAAUCAAUGAGGGUUGUAGUUGGCCUUCCAAGCUCUCUGGUCUUAUCAGGUGUAUGUUUUGGCCCAUGUUGUCUGAUUUGCAUCAAAAUGAAUUUUGCAGACUUAAUUGUGUGGUUGUUUUGUUUUUUUAAUUAUGUAACAAAAGAAAAAGGUAAUUUCAAGUCUGAAUAGAAAUGAGAUUUGUACUGGUGUAGCUCCAAAGCAGAAGAGAGAUUGUGGCAUUGCAAAUUUAGUUACUGCUUUAAAAAAAAAGUGUACACAGGUUAUGGUGUAUAAGUUUCUCUUGAAGCUUCUUUGAAGCCAUAGAAGUUAGGGCUUUUUAAAAAAAUAAAA